Mycena indigotica is the source of this 888-nucleotide messenger RNA. RefSeq lists its product as uncharacterized. The coding region runs from base 1 to 888 and encodes 295 amino acids. The transcript has 3 exons. The record is from RefSeq and is a predicted model, not a curated record. NCBI's taxonomy places the organism in Eukaryota, Fungi, Basidiomycota, Agaricomycetes, Agaricales, Mycenaceae.
AUGUCGGUUUGCCUGCCACCCGAAUUAGAGCGCAAGAUCUUCGAGGCCGCCGUUGGCGACAGAGCAAAGGAUAUUCCGAAUCUCAUGCUCGUUGCCUGGCGCGUCAAACAUUGGUUGGAGCCUCUACUCUACCGGAGUCUGAUUAUUUACAAGUCCGGUUGGAACACACACCCCUCGAUGCGGUCCGGUCAAUUCCUGACCAUACCCCGCCCGCGAACGGAGAUCGUGCGCCAUCUGUUGCUGCAGGAGAGCGUCCCCCGUGUGGAGUGCGAGCGCAUACUCGCCAAAUGUCCGAACCUCACAGCGCUUUAUACCGUCCAUCUCCUCGCAGAUUCAACCACCUUUGCUAGCCUCACGCGCAUCGACUGCCCACCCGCGGUCCUGGAGCUGCACCGCUCGGCAGACCUGCUUCCCACGCGCUUCCCGCGGCUCACGCACGUGCACCUAUUCGUGCCCGCCUCCGGCCCGUGGCACGUCGGGCCGGUCCCCGCCGCAUCAUGGCUGGCCCUCCGCCAUCUCCCCGCACUAACGCACCUCGCGUUCUCCACCACGCCCGGCCAGCAGGCGUGCGCGGACCUCCUCGCGCCGGACGGGUGUCCCAAUCUGCAGGUCCUGCUUUUCUUUUCUUAUCGCUCGACCGACGACUGGGGCCCCCGCCGUCAGUGGCGGCAGCAGCUCCGUAACGACCCGCGAUUCUUCGUUGUGGACGUUAUCCGCUCUCUUGAAGAUGAGCAUGAUCCACAGACACAGAUGCGCUGGCUUGCGGAUGCGUUGGAAGAUUUCUGUGGAGAUAUAUGGGAGCAGGCGGAGCGGAAGGCAGCGUUGCGAGCGAAAGGUACUGACGUGAACGACUUUCGGCUGUCCUCGGAGCCGAUAACACCGCCUUAA